AUGCUUGAUGGCAAGCCAACGGGUACACACGAGAGUCUUAUGGAGCGAUCAAUCCAAUCUUGGAUCUCAGACCCGACAUCCCAGAUCUGCAAGGCUGUUACAGAGGAUGGUCAUAUCGUUGGGUGGGCAUGCUGGUUGAUGAAGGACAAAAAUCAGGAGAAGAGCGAACCAGCCAGACAAGUUGCAAAGUCAACUCCCACACAAAGUGAUAAACCAGACCCCCCCUACUCGGGUCAUUGGUCGCCAAAUGCGUAA
Penicillium malachiteum is the source of this 255-nucleotide messenger RNA. Its product is annotated as acetyltransferase. The transcript has a single exon. NCBI's taxonomy places the organism in Eukaryota, Fungi, Ascomycota, Eurotiomycetes, Eurotiales, Aspergillaceae. The coding region runs from base 1 to 255 and encodes 84 amino acids. The record is from RefSeq and is a predicted model, not a curated record.